AAAAUUUAACUCAGAUGGAACCAUCCAGCGGCACAAGGCAAGGUUAGUUGCAAGGGGCUUCACGCAAACCUACGGGGUAGAUUACAAAGAAACCUUUGCCCCGGUGGCAAAGAUGAACACAGUUAGAGUUCUUCUUUCGGUGGCUAUCAAUUCACAAUGGUCUCUACAUCAAAUGGAUGUAAAAAACGCUUUUCUUCAUGGAGAGUUGGAAGAAGAAGUGUACAUGCGCCUACCACCUGGUCAUGAACGAGAGAAGGAACAAGGAGUAGUAUGCAAGCUUCACAAGGCCAUUUACGGUCUCAAGCAAUCUCCAAGGGCUUGGUACUCAAAACUAAGCUCUGUCCUUAUGUCAUCCGGUUUUAAACGAAGCAAUGCAGAUUCUUCAAUGUUCACUAGGCUUGGCACACAUGGAAGAUUGGUGGUACUUGUUUAUGUUGAUGAUCUCAUUGUCACAGGAGAUAAUCCAGAAGAAAUCAAUGCUCUCAAAGCCACCUUACAUUCAACAUUCUCAAUCAAAGAUCUCGGCAGACUUAGAUACUUUCUCGGAAUCGAAAUGGAUCAAUCUCCAACGGGGUUGUUUCUAAAUCAACAAAAGUACGUUCUCGAUCUUUUAGAAGAAGCCAAUAUGAUGCACAGCAAACCUGCUAAAACACCUCUACCAACAAAUUUCAAGCAUGAAACCUCAGGCAUCCAGCUUGAAAAUGCAUCGGAGUAUCAAAGGUUGGUAGGAAAACUUAUCUAUUUGACUAUAACUCGACCUGACAUUGCUUAUGCUGUUAGCUUUGUCAGCCAGUUCAUGCAUUCUCCCACAUCUCAUCAUUUGCAACUUGUUAAAAGGAUCCUUCGAUACUUAAAAGGCUCAAUGUCUACCGGGAUUUUCAUGCAAAACAACGGACACUUCACCAUUGAAGGAUACACAGACUCUGAUUGGGCAGGCAACGUCCUUGAUCGCAAGUCCACAACUGGUUACUGCACUCUUGUAGGUGGUAACCUCGUCACGUGGAAGAGCAAAAAGCAAUCUGUUGUAGCUCGGUCCAGCGCAGAAGCUGAGUACCGUGCAAUGGCAUCUACUGCAUGCGAACUAAUUUGGCUAAAGAGUUUGCUGCAUGAUCUUGACAUCAUCUCUUCCAAGCCAACUCUCCUCCACUGUGAUAAUCAAGCAGCGAUGCAUAUUGCUGCCAACCCCGUCUUUCAUGAACGAACAAAGCAUAUCGAGGUUGACUGUCAUUUCGUCCGCAACCAAGUCCAGUCCAAGCUGUUACAAACUGCAUUUGUUCGCUCCAGUGAUCAACUAGCCGAUGUGUUCACCAAGCCCCUUCCUUCUUCUCAACUUGAUCGUAUUCUCUUCAAGCUUGGAUCCAGAAAAUCUCUCGAUCCAGCUUGA
Molecule: messenger RNA, 1384 nt
Organism: Malus domestica (apple)
Lineage: Eukaryota; Viridiplantae; Streptophyta; Magnoliopsida; Rosales; Rosaceae
Source: RefSeq, a predicted model, not a curated record